Aspergillus calidoustus is the source of this 2163-nucleotide messenger RNA. NCBI's taxonomy places the organism in Eukaryota, Fungi, Ascomycota, Eurotiomycetes, Eurotiales, Aspergillaceae. The record is from the annotation of a GenBank genome assembly.
AUGGAUAAGAUAAGGGUUCCCUCACCGUCUACUAUUCUACACCCUGUUCCCGCCGCUUCGUCUGCUGGUCGUUCCAGAGCUCCCGUCUCCACUCAGAAUGCGGCGCCGGUGCAGACCGCUACUGCUGUGACGACUAACAAACCCAAGCAGUCCAAGAGCCGUAAUGGUUGUAUCACCUGCAAGGCAAAACGAUUGAAGUGCGACGAAUCAAAGCCGACCUGUCUUCAAUGCAAGAAACGAACCGUGGAAUGUGGAGGGUACAAGAAGGACUUUAAAUGGCGUUCAUUUGGGGAAGCCAAUGUUCCUGGACGGAGUACUGCCCCGAGAACGAAAAAAGGCAGCACGUCGCCCUCUUCUGGGAAGUCCACCCUGCACAGCUCGAGCCCGGUUGAUACUCAGCCGCGCAGGCUGGAAACAACCAACUCACUCCACUCUCGACAAAGCUCUCCCCGAGACAUUUUGUCUAGACGCCCAAGUCAAUCAUCUGAGAAGAAAGAUCUAGCAUUUUCGUUUGAUCAGCUCUUCAACUUUUCAGCUUCGGGCAGUUUCAACGACGAUGCCUAUGUCCCAUCAUUAACGGACUUAACGCCUUCUGAACAGUCUCCGUGGCUGUCGAAUGUGCUGCCGCCACCCGACACCAGCAACCCGAGCAGCUUCAGCGACACAUUUCUGGACGGAUGUCAAAGAAAUGAUGACUUUAGCUUCGAAGCCUUACUCGAAGGCGAUGACGAUGGUAUUGAAGAAAUUAUACGGCAACCUGAUCGAGGUAUGGCAAGCAGAGCUGUGAGCUUCAGCGGGCAGUUUGAUUCCCACCCCUCCGGGCCAAAUAUCUUGGCUACCAGCUUGCUCAGAGAGCCUGUCUUUAGCCUGGCAAACCCUGAAAUGCUCGUUGCGCACUUUGAUAGGUCUACAUGUGGGAUUCUAUCCGUCAAAGACGGUAUACAUGAAAAUCCCUGGCGGACGUUGGUAUGGCCCCUGGCAAAGACCACUCCAGCCUUAUACCAUGCAGUUUUUGCGUUGGCUGCAUUUCAUGCGAGCAAAGACAACCCUUCGUUAAGGGUUCAUGGCGUGGAUCAUAUGCGAAAGAGCAUUACCUGCAUGGUGGAAGAUAUACAAAGCAUGAGGACUGAUGCUGCGUUAGCCACAAGCCUAUCGCUUGCUUUUGCUGACACCUGGGACCAGCAUACUCGAUCUUGUAUACAACACCUCCGAGGAGCAAAGGCGUUGGUGUCUCAGGUUGUAGAAUCUGGGCUACAGGGCGCGAUUCAUGGUGCUCAGCUUAGCAGAGUCCGGUUCUUGUAUAACACUUGGUUAUAUAUGGAUGUUAUUGCUCGAUUGACUUCUCGUGAAGAUCACGGUGGUCAAGGACUCGUUAUUCCAGUUUUCCAGUUUCCUGAAAAUACUGUGCACCAGAUUGAUCCCUUGAUGGGAUGUGCUGCGACGCUCUUUCCCAUCAUAGACCAAGUUGCUCGCUUGAUACAGAAAGUCCGCAAAACAGAAUCGAACUCGGUGUCCCUUAUUUCCCAGGCUAUUGAGCUGAAACAGUUGGUCGAACAAUGGGAGCCACCGGACUGGUUUGAGCCUCCUGAAGAUCCCACUUCAGAGGUCCAACACAGUAUACAAACGGCUCAUGCUUACCGAUGGGCUACCUUGUUGUACCUCCAUCAAGCUGUCCCUGAAAUGCCAUCAGAACCAACGUCAGAUCUAGCAAAGCGUGUGCUGAUUCUUCUUGCCACAGUCCCUCCUAGCUCUCGUACUCUAAUUAUCCAAAUGUUCCCGCUUUUAGUUGCUGGGUGUGAAGCAGAGCAGGAAGAGGACAGAAACUGGGUGCUCAACCGAUGGAGUGCUAUACAAUGUCGACUAAUGCUGGGCUCCAUCGAUCGUUGCAUUGAGGUAGUCCGCGAAGUCUGGGCACGUCGAGAUGCAAGCGAGGCUAGGAAGCAGCAGGAACAGCUUCGAAGAGCUGGCCGCUCGAAUCACAGUACUGGGCAGAUUUCUGGAAAGGACAGAGCUUUCUACACCGGUCGUGGCUUAAUACCUUCUUCACGACGGAGCUCUGCGGUAUCACCACUGGAGAAUAUUGAAUACGAUAGGACGGUUCGAGGAAGAUCGCACUGGGUGCAUGUCAUGCAAGAAUGGAACUGGGAAGUAUUCCUUGGCUGA